AUUAAGACAGAAAAGACAAGAUAAAACUUGGAUCGGUUUCAAAUCCACUUGUAAACCUACGAUUUCUUUCUAAAAUUGGUUAAGCUCUUGUUCUUUUAAGUGUCUCUGUAACAGAUCCCGAACACUUUGAAGGAAUGUUGCUAUAAUUUUCCUUACCUAAACGAUUUCAUUCUUUUCACUUUCAUAAUGUCAUUCCUUUUCAUGGAUAUCUCCUUCUCUUUCAUUUCCGGUUUGUGGCAGCAUCAAAUCGAGGCAACAUAAACACAACAUGGCGCAAAGUGAUGUAGAGGAAUUUUGCAACCUUCCCGAGGAAAUCUGGCUUCAUACGAUUGGAUACCUCGCGGCUAUUCAAGAUAUUCUCAACUUAGGAUGCACGUGUAGAAGACUGUAUGAUCUAACAAACCAAAAUGUUAUUUGGAGAAGACGUUUUAAGGGCGACAGCAACCAUCUUUUGCACCUCCCGCAAGGUUCACAGUGUUCAGCUUUUCAUCACGUCAUGGCCUCGAAGGACGAAAGUGAAAACUUUGAUGUGGAGCAAGGAUUCUGGAAGAAGUUGUAUCUCAAAGCAAGUCAUGCUCUUUCAUUUCAGAACAGAAAUUUCAAUGGAUUUUCUAGCAUUGCAGGAGAAAGAUUAUGUGCGGAGUUUGUGGCAAAUCCAAGAGCGGCUAGAAGUGUCAUGGUAAGCUUCAACGGGGUUCGAUUUGAUGAUCGCGCUCCGACUAAACAGAGUGUGGAAAUUUGGGUCAAACUGAACAAGAGAAAACCCGACGGGAUAAUUAUUGGAUGUCAGAGCGAAUCAGUAAGUUCAAACAGGUGGCCUAACUAUCACUGGCAGAUACUUCAUGUAGGUCCUGAUGGCUGCAUCAGAGGCUCCUUGGAACCUUACAAGUUCAUGAAAGGACCUUGCAUCAAUGAUGGACGGUGGCACCACAUUGCAUUAACAGCAUCUUCAGAUUGGCAAUGCAUGUUUGUUGAUGGACGAGUUGUUUGCUCAAUAAAUUUUGGAAUUGGGCAUGAGCUUCACAGAUAUUACAUGAAGUAUAGUCAAAUUGGUAACGGUGUUAUCAGCUAUGGGACAUGUACACCUUGGGGAGAUGAUGCCAUGCCUCAUGGUCAUACUGGAUGGUAUCCCUUUCAUGGCAUGGUAAGGGAAAUUCGCAUCUGGUCCUGCCUGUUGUCCGAAUCUGAGGUGCGUCAGAACAUGCAUGUACAAAGAAUAGACCUGGUCCAACGAAAAACAACUGGACAUGGCAAAAAUGCUUUGAUUGGCUACUGGCCCAUGAAUAGGCUAAUGUCGGGUCCGUGGCCCUGGCAGGGAUCUUUAGUAUCCUGUACGUCACACUUGGAGGAACACAGGGAAAACAGUGUGCAUUUACGGAUUGUACGAGCCAGUUUGCCAUGACAACACUCUCUGCAAGUUGGGUGUACAUUUUCUGUUGCAACCAUGUGGGGUGUGCAUGCUGGUUGUCGUCUUUUAAUGCCAACUUAUGUUGCAGCGCACAGGGCUUCGGCUAUACAGUCAAACUUCUGUACAAAGGCCACCCCACGUACAAAGUUAACUGCCUAUUGUGGGGAGGUGGCUGCUGUUAGCAGGUCAAGAGCAGAUCUCUAAACUGGGACGAAAUCAUGUGGCCGCUGCAGAGAGGUUGCCAUUGUGGGGAGGUAGCCAUUAGUAGAUUGCCUUAGUUGUCCUGCAGGGCAUGAUGAGGGAUGAGAUGAGAGCCAUUAGUAGAAGUUUGACUUACUUAACAACUUUGUCAAGCAGCAGUGACUUAAAGUUCCUUUCUCCAUCAGCAGAACUUCAGUCUUUUGUGUCAUUGUAAAUGUGGUUGGUGUGUUAAUUUUCUGGGAUGUUUACUGUUUAUUGCACUGUCAGCAGUAACAAAUUUAUCUCCACCUUCAUUAUUAAAGAUGCACAUUGUUGUGAUCAUAGUUCACCAACGUGGCAACUUGUAUCAAAUUUCAGAGGAGAAAAAUGGUUUUGAUUGUUGGUUUUAUUGAUGAAUCUGUGAAUUUAUUGAUAUAUCUUCGAGUGGUUAUCAAUUGAUUGUCGUAAAACCAAAACCAAACCAAUUACUUACCAAUAAGACUACACUUCCAAUCUCAAACCGUAGUAAAACCAAGACCAAAGUAAUUCCCUAAUUACUUUAGACACUCAAUUGAAAACCUCUCUAAUGCUGAAAUCUUUUUGUUAUAUAAUUGCAAAUGUCCUUAGAGAUUUGUGUCAUAGAAAUCUGAUUUUGUAAACCCCCCC
Molecule: messenger RNA, 2254 nt
Organism: Orbicella faveolata
Lineage: Eukaryota; Metazoa; Cnidaria; Anthozoa; Scleractinia; Merulinidae
Cellular component (GO): SCF ubiquitin ligase complex
Molecular function (GO): protein binding
Source: RefSeq, a predicted model, not a curated record